AUGUUAGCAGGUCUAGCUUGCCAGGUCAGUGGGCUGUAUCUUUUUUCUGAAAUUGCAUCAACGACGCAUAUUUGGCCAGGCCAGUUUGGAUAUCUGGUAUUGGCCGGUAUCGGGGUUGGCUUGAGCAUAGCUGCAUUCUAUAUGAUCGCGCCACUGGUGGUAGAAGAACAAGAUCAGGCAGCUUGCAUCGGAAUUGGAAUUCAAUCUCGAACGCUCGGCGGUGUCCUAGGUAUCUCGGCUGCGACAACUAUUCUGAACUAUUAUCUACGGAGCAGAUUGACUGGAAUUUUGCAGCCGGAAGAGCUUGUCGCUAUUUUGAAAACAAGCGAAUCGAUAAAAUAUUUGACAGUAGAGGCUCAAGAUCACGUCCGGGAUGUUUACGCUAUGGCCUAUAGCAUGCAGAUGAAACUAGCUGGCGCCUUCUCGGCAGCGCAGCUGUUAGCAAUUGGGAUGUUAUGGAAACGAAAAAAUAUCCGAUUUUCGAAGCCCGCACCUUCAACAUGA
Messenger RNA from Penicillium angulare, 504 nucleotides. RefSeq lists its product as uncharacterized. Bases 1 to 504 code for a protein of 167 amino acids. NCBI's taxonomy places the organism in Eukaryota, Fungi, Ascomycota, Eurotiomycetes, Eurotiales, Aspergillaceae. The transcript has a single exon. Gene Ontology annotation, molecular function: transmembrane transporter activity. Gene Ontology annotation, biological process: transmembrane transport. The record is from RefSeq and is a predicted model, not a curated record.